Leishmania braziliensis MHOM/BR/75/M2904 is the source of this 3597-nucleotide messenger RNA. RefSeq lists its product as hypothetical. The coding region runs from base 1 to 3597 and encodes 1198 amino acids. The record is from RefSeq and is a predicted model, not a curated record. Gene Ontology annotation, biological process: ribosome-associated ubiquitin-dependent protein catabolic process; rescue of stalled cytosolic ribosome. Gene Ontology annotation, cellular component: RQC complex. The transcript has a single exon. Lineage: Eukaryota; Euglenozoa; Kinetoplastea; Trypanosomatida; Trypanosomatidae. Gene Ontology annotation, molecular function: tRNA binding; ribosomal large subunit binding.
AUGGUGAAGCAGCGCAUGACAGCCCUCGAUGUGAGGGCGACAGUGGAAGAGAUGCGGGCGAACCUCAUAGGGCUGCGGCUGCUUAACAUCUACAACAUGGACAGCAAAAUGUUUUUGUUCAAGUUUGGGCACGGCGAGCACAAGAAGAACGUCCUCCUCGAGAGCGGCGUGCGCUUCCAUCUAACGGAGCUGGAACGUGAGAAGCCGAAGGUACCGUCACAGUUCACUCUCAAGCUGCGCAAGCACGUCCGCGCCUGGCGGCUCGACAGCAUCUCGCAGCUGCAGCAUGACCGCACGAUCGACCUCUGCUUCGGUGUUUCGUCGUCUGAGGGCUGCUUCCACAUCAUUGUGGAGCUCUUCUCGAAGGGCAAUGUAAUUCUGACCGACUACACGUACAAGAUGAUGAUGCUGCUCCGUACGCACCGCGAUGACGAGGGCCAUAACCUGAUGGUGAAUCAAGUCUACCCCGUCACGGCCCCUUUCGUUGCUGCGGUGGCGGUCGAGUCGGCUUCGGCGCAGGAGGCAGAUACCGCCACCACGGUGUCCUCGGUGACUAGAACAGCUGUAUCGGCAGCGGAGGUGCCGCACAUUUUCCUCUACCCUCCGCACGUGGACGCAUCUGGCCACCUGCACGUGCAGCGCAUCGCCGACGCCGAUCUCACACUGGCCCAACAGCAAGUCAAGGAAGAGCGCACACGGUUGAUGAAGGCGGAAUGGGAGGUGGGGCUCACCCGCAGCAACGACCGCACUGUCGUGCAAACAUUGGUGGCGGGCAUUCAACACUUUGGACCUGAUCUAGCUCAGCACGUGCUGGCCAUCACUGGUGUAUCUAACGCACCCCGGAAGAGCUGGAAGCAGUCGACGGACGACAUCUUUGCAACCCUGCUCCCCGGUCUGUUGGAGGCCUUUGACCUUGCUAAGGUCGACCUCGCCUCCGCCGGCGGCUACCUCAUCAAAUCGAAGGCGGGGCCCGGCAGCAGAGCCAACGCCGCAGAACCACCGGCGCCAGACGCCUCCACCGCCGCCGCUGGUGUAGCCGACCUCGUCGCCGUCGCGGAGAAGUACGAGAGCUUCACGCCCAUCUUGCUCGCCCAGUACACAGAGGACGGGGUGGUGUCGUUCUACCGCGCCAGCUUCGGUCGCGUCUGCGACGAGUUUUUUCUCAUCACAGAGACGGCGCGCAUCGAUGCGUCGAACGAGAAGCGCAAGAACACCUCCAAGAACAAGGAAGACAAGUUUGCGGCCGAUCACGCGCGCCGCAUCAACGCACUCGAGACAGACAUAGCGGCUAACCAGCUGAAGGGUCAGCAGCUCAUCCUGAACGCUGACCGCGUUGACGAGGCGAUCCAGCUCAUCAACGGUGCCCUAGCAACGGGCAUCUCGUGGGAGGCCUUGCGCAUACUGCUGAAGAGACGCCAUGCAGAGGGGCACCCAGUGGCGUACAUGAUUCAUGACCUCUUCCUAGAGCGCAACUCUAUCAGCGUUUUACUCGAGACGGUGCUGGACGAGGAGGCGGGCGAGGAGGACUGCGACGUGCCGCCGAUGGUGGUCGAGGUGGCGCUGUCCAAGACGGCCCACGCGAACGCUGCGGACUACUUUGGCAGGCAAAAACAGCACCGCUCGAAGUUGGAGCGCACCAUUGCGGCGACCGACAGGGCGGCGGCUGGGGCGGCGCGCAAGGGAGAGCGCAAGGCAGCAGAGCAAAAGGAGAGGAAAGUGAUCGUCAAGGAGCGGCAGCGCAGCUGGUGGGAGAAAUUCUUCUGGUUCCGCACCAGCGCCGGUGACCUUGUGCUGCGUGGCAAGGAUGUGCAGUCGACGGAGCUGCUGGUGCGGCGCGUGAUGCGUCUUGGGGACCUUUUCAUCCACUGUGAUGUGGAUGGGGCUUUGCCGUGCCUGCUGCGGCCCAUGAACGACGUCUGGCAGGAGCUCGGUGGCCACAAUGCUGGCGGCAAUGCCGUGGUCUCACCGAGGACUCAGCCGGUGGCGAUGCACAGCGCGUGUGAAGCAGGGGCGUGGUGUGUCGCCUUCAGCGGCGCAUGGGAACGGAAGCAGACGACUGGCUCGUGGUGGGUGUACGCGUCGCAGGUGACGGGUGGCACGGCCACCGGCACGUACCUCUACACCGGCGAGCGACACCAUCUGCCCCCGCAGUCGAUGUCGCUCGGGUGCGCGCUGCUCUUCUACGUCGCACGCACCGUGAGUGAACCGGCGGAGGCCGCGCCGGCUGCAAUCACUGCUGGAGUCAAGGAUGACGACGACGAGGCGGCGCACGGAGAGGAGGACGCUGUCGACCCGUUCACCGUGCUACGGCGUGAGCUGCCCAGCCUCCUGACAUCGACCGCAGACGCCAACCCGCCAAGCGGCACCGAAGGAACAGUCGUGCCCGCUGACACAGCGACUGUCCUUGUCGAGCUGCCCUCCGUGGAGGCUCUCCGUGCGGAGCAGCGUAAGCAGCGGAGCCUAUACGCGGCCGGUGUCGGUGGCGGUGUGGACGGGCGUCGAACGAAGGGCGGGGCGCGCAACUCACGCGUCGACCGCGAAGGUCUGCAAGGCACGCCGGCUGCAACUAUUACCCUCACUCCCUCCUCGGCGAUGGAAGACGGUGUAAUCACCACCGUGGCGACGACAGCUACGCAGAAAGCCAACGACCAGGCCAAGAACUUGACAAAGUACCAGAAGAGGAAGCUGAAGAAGAUCCAGGACAAGUACGGCGAUCAAGAUGACGAGGAUCGCAUGCUCGGAGCAAAGGUGAAUGGGAAUCAGCUGUCACUUGUACAGCUGCUGGAGCUGCAGCGACGCGCCGAGCAACGCCAGAAAGAGGAACAGGCUAAGCGAGCACACGGGAAGGCGCGCCGUGCCGUCAGAAGUUAUGACGAGCGGGAAGACCAGGACGAGGAGAUGGUGGUGGAGGUAGUGUCCGACUUCACGGACGAUGGCGAAGAAGCGGAGAAGAAUGCUACUGCGGUCGACGCGGCGGACGUGAGCGGCCCCAACGAGGAAGGCGAGCAAGCUGCGGCUAUCGAGGAAGCCGGGGGUGGCAGUGAGAGUGAGGAAAGGGAGGCGACGGAGACGGGUGCUGCCGCCUCAACAGCGGCGGGCUCACCUAACGACCACGACGCCGUAGUUGCUCAGCAGUCCGCCGAACUCAGUCGCGCCUUCCCACACUACACCAUGCGGCCCGGACCGAUGGACACUGUGCAGCACGUCGUGGUCGUCUGCGCACCGGUGAUCGUCGUGCGCGAGUACGCGUACCACGCGACUUUGUGCGUGGGAAAUACAAAGAAAGGGGUGCUGGCGGCGAAGCUUCUUCAGCUGUUCACGGCACGCGCGGAGCAGGGCGAAGCUGGAGCUGGCGGCAGCUCAACAGGCUCCGGUGCAGCCUCUGCCGGUGCACCAAGGAAGAAGCCAAAGAAACCGGCAUCAAAGACAGAGGGUGGCGCUGCGCCAACGGACUGCCCCCACUCACCAUCGUCGGGGUCGUUACCCUCUGCCGCUACUGUAAAUCACUCCGUUGUGAAGGCGUUGCGGAUGACGAGCCCCAACUAUGUAGUGGAACAGCUUCGGGCAAACGUGAAAUCAACGGAGUUCCACCUGUGA